AUAUCUGUCAAUGUCAAAUUGUCUGCAAAAAUGUUUUCUUAAAGGAAACUACAUUCUUUAGCCGCUUAACGAUUUUAUCCCACCAAAAAUACAAGAACUAACACAAUGCUUAGAAAUAGAUUAUUUCAUAUACUUAAAACAGCUUUUCGGACAAAUAGUAAAAGAGGUAUUGUUCAAAUACGAAAUAUAGCACCUGUAACUUUGGGCCUUUUAACUACUGCAUAUUGUGAUGAAAAAGAACAGGAUGAUUCUCUUUGGACCGCUAAUGGCUUAGAACACGAAUUUCUUAUUAAACAGGCUACUACGGUUAACGUCAAUGCUGCUACACAACUACUUACAGUUACUUUAGUUGCCAUUCAAGACACUAGCGAAAGAUUAAGAGAUGCAUUGACCAAAGAAAUUUGUUUAAUAAAACAGGCUCUUGAAUGGGGUGAUGAAGGCACUCCGCCACAACACUGGGACCAGCUAGUGGCAGUCAGAGGAGCCUUGUGUGAUCUUAAACACAACCUGAGAACUCUCUUUAGCUAUAUGGAUUAUGCAGAAAAAUUAGCAACUACUGCAGCAGAAAUAUCAUAUUUGUCUGGCAACAUUGUAGCUUCUGAUGCUAUAUGUGAAAGGAUUGAUCAUGCAUGCAGGGCUUGUAACACUCAAAAACAAUUAACACAUGAGUUGCAGCAAGAGAGCUUGGAGUUACAACAGCAGGCCAUUAUAAGUUCUCCACACCUUGAAGAGAAAUUGAAAAAUAAUUCAGAAAAUGAUAAAAAGCAAAAUGUAGAAGGAUAAAAAUCUUACUGUAAUUCUAAUUACAUUUAUGUUUGACACAAAAACUCAGGGUACUAGUGAUAAUAAAAAAUAAAAAUACAGGUAAAUC
Molecule: messenger RNA, 871 nt
Organism: Melitaea cinxia (Glanville fritillary)
Lineage: Eukaryota; Metazoa; Arthropoda; Insecta; Lepidoptera; Nymphalidae
Exons: 4
Coding region: 106-783 (225 amino acids)
Biological process (GO): apoptotic process
Cellular component (GO): mitochondrion
Source: RefSeq, a predicted model, not a curated record